This is a messenger RNA of Microtus oregoni (creeping vole), 1264 nucleotides long. It is a transcript of the gene Aard, whose product is annotated as alanine and arginine rich domain containing protein. Lineage: Eukaryota; Metazoa; Chordata; Mammalia; Rodentia; Cricetidae. The transcript has 2 exons. The coding region runs from base 1 to 498 and encodes 165 amino acids. The record is from RefSeq and is a predicted model, not a curated record.
AUGUGUCUAGGUGACUACAGCCACUGCAGACAGCGGAUGUCCCGGGGACUCCACGGGGUCUCUGGCAGGGCUGCGCUGUGGUUUCCAGCCUUUCAUUCCGUGCACCGCACGGCUUGUGGCACUUGGCGCAUCGAGGCCCAGGAGCAGGCCCGGGCUUCCACCCCGGUACUGGAACACCUCCGGCGACAGCUGGAGCGCGCCUUCCAGCGGGCGGCCGCACGCGGGCGCGCCAGGCGAGCGCGGGAGGCGGUGGCGGCGGUGGCUGCGGCCGCGGAGGCAGCGAGGGAGGAGCGGACCCGGGUGCGCAUGAAGUGCGCGCUGGCCCGGCUGCGCGCGGAGCUGCUGGAAUUGCGUUUCCAGAACCAUCAGAUGGCCCGAACUUUACUGGAUUUGAACGUGAAGAUGCAGCAGCUGAAGAAGCAGCAGGACCUGGAGCGUGCAUCCAAAUCCCAGAGCCCAGAAGAUGACGCCAUGAACCCCAAGUGUGGAAAUGCGUAGUGGAAAGCCCACGCCCGCAACUCCGAAGCAGUCCCAACCCUCACCAUAACAUAGGCAACUCUGAAACCGUUCUAGCAUUAACACUAGUGAUGCCGUCUGUGCAUUCUGAGGGGCAUCCUGUCCAGCAAAAACCUAGGUGUAAGGGGGAAGUGGGGAAAGAAAGGAUCUAAGAAAGGGGAGAGAGACAUUGUUGUGAAGUAAAAAAAAAAUAAUUUAUCCAUUGGUUUGACUGGUUGUUAUCUUAGUAGGAGGAAGGGAAGAAGGAGAGAAAUAGGAGGGAGAAGAAAAACCAAAGCAUCCGAGUCUGCCUUAUUGCCAGUUUACAAUGCUGCCCGUUGCCUUAUCGCCUUCCUUUCUGUACUUUUGUGCUUUGCUUUUUUUUUUUUUUCCUGUAUUUAAUUUUGCUCGACCAAGUAGCCAAUCCAGUACUCUUCUGACUCGGGAAACCGAGAAUUAUUAGUGCCUGGAUUCCAGCCAUGCCCCCAAUGUGGCCACCAUUAAGGGUGUCUCAGCUUCUUGCUGCAUUUAGACAAGUACUCCAGGCCUUGAUGUCAUUGAAAGACAAAAUAGGUAAUGAUCCUCCUAAAAUCUCUGCCUCAGUUGGUUCAAGUGUGAGUUUCCUGAGGUACACCCCCCAAUUCCUAACUAAUGUAGUUCUUUUGUUCAAGUAACUUAGGAAUUUAAAUCAUUCUUACUGUUGAAUUAAAAGAUCUAUUGUGCCCUAAAAGUGCUUUUUCAAUGCAAAAGUAAAAACAAUAAAAAAGUU